Gongylonema pulchrum is the source of this 318-nucleotide messenger RNA. NCBI's taxonomy places the organism in Eukaryota, Metazoa, Nematoda, Chromadorea, Rhabditida, Gongylonematidae. The record is from the annotation of a GenBank genome assembly.
AUGUAUUGUGGACAUCUGUAUCCCAGUUACAUGUUCUUUUUUCAAAUGUCAGCAGUGAUUGAUAUCGCCUCGCAUUGGCUUCAUUUUCACGCAUUUCUAUUCGGAAUGUGUUUUGGCAACGAAGCAUUCUAUGGCUUGAUGUACGUGAACCAUUUCUGGCCUGGUCCAGGCAUUCAUGGCUUUCAUUUCAUUGCACUCCUGGCAGCACUAAUGUUCCCAGUCGCAGUUUUGAAAGCAAUCAUCAGCCUAGUGCAUUUGUGCACCGCUGCACAGUCUCUCGUUGCAAAAGAUCGAGAAUCGAUUAAGCGCGCCGAAUGA